Bactrocera oleae (olive fruit fly) is the source of this 5049-nucleotide messenger RNA. It is a transcript of the gene PAN2, whose product is annotated as PAN2-PAN3 deadenylation complex catalytic subunit PAN2. The record is from RefSeq and is a predicted model, not a curated record. Gene Ontology annotation, cellular component: PAN complex; P-body. NCBI's taxonomy places the organism in Eukaryota, Metazoa, Arthropoda, Insecta, Diptera, Tephritidae. Gene Ontology annotation, molecular function: nucleic acid binding; protein binding; poly(A)-specific ribonuclease activity. Gene Ontology annotation, biological process: mRNA processing; nuclear-transcribed mRNA poly(A) tail shortening.
CUCAAACACUUCGAUUAUAUUAAAUCGGAAAAACGACAAUUUGUAUGCUUUGAUAUGGUAGCAUUAACAUAUUUGGAAAAACAAUGAACCCAAUUUGAAAGACAGUAAAAAAGGGAAAUCAAAGAAAAUUUGUUGAGAAAGUUUUGGCAGAGAACGUAGGCUUAAUAAUUCUCUGGUUUCGGGUUCACGGAUGCAACAAAAGACGGGCAACUUUUUAUUUUUACAAAUUCAUUUUAAAUUUAAGAAAUUUCUACUAAUAAUACCGCAGUUAUACAUAUAAGAACGUUUUGUGUGGGUACAACACUUGUAUUCAACAGUGUUUUUGCGUGAGUUAGAAAAUUUAUGGAUUAUGUUUAUUGUGGCGCUGAACCGCCAGAGGACAUUUUAAAUGUCUACGAUGGCGGCGGCCAACGCGCCACGGGUCACUUUUCGCCAAAUUUUAAUGGUUUCAAUAUUAGCUCCGGGGACCCAGGCUACAUGGAACUGGUUCCCAUACUGGCAGAUGGCGGCGAAAAUUUUGGUGUAUCAGCGCUAGCAUUUGACGAUUAUGAGGAGUUGCUCUGGAUGGGUAAUCAAGGGGGCCACGUCACAUCAUACUACAGCGGCACAUUGCAAAAGUACACUUCUUUUCAAGUGCAUGCCAGUGAUAUUGUGCGUCAGAUUAUAACGAUCGAUGCGGGUAUUUUGGUACUAACGCAAACAUCGUUGCGACAUCAAAUACGUCGUGGCAUACCGAAAUUCACACACCGUUCGAAGAGCAUGUCGGAAAUGGUGUGUAUGCAAUUGCUGACACCACAUCGUCUGGUCAUGGCCGGUCUACAAGAUGAAAUGAUCGAAUUCGAUUUGCGUACAUUGAAAGAAACAAAAGUGGAGCAUGUCGGUUCAACAGGCUGUACAGUUUUACGUAAAAAUUCACGUUUUCUAUUCGCUGGUGAUCCAUUUGGUAUGGUAACUUUGCGCGACUUGAAUACGCUACAUGUUGAGCACACCAUCAAAACUCAUACUGGCAGCUUAUCUGAUUUCGAUGUACAGGGCAAUUAUCUUAUCUCAUGUGGUUAUAGCGGCCGACAAGGCACAUUGGCAGCCGAUCGUUUUCUCAUGGUGUAUGAUCUGCGUAUGUUGCGUUCAAUAUCGCCCAUACAAGUUCUAAUUGAUCCACAGCUAUUAAAAUUCUUACCAUCACAAACUUCACGUUUGGCAGUGGUCUCGAGUUAUGGGCAAAUACAGUUAGUAGAUACGGUUGAAUUGAGCGAACCACGUGUAUCAAUGUAUCAAAUAAAUACAACUGGCAGUCAAUGUUUGAGUUUCGAUGUGUGCUCCUCAUCCCAGGCAAUGGCCUUUGGCGCACAAUCGGGUCAUAUAAGCGUUAUUGCUGCCGUCAAUACACCGCAACCACAAUUCAAUGCCUUCUCACGGAAUACAGAGUUUGCUGAUCCAGUGCCGCAGUUGCCUUUCGUACCCAUCACAGACACCACAUUUCCGCUCUCAUCGAUUGUCCUGCCACAUUUGGUGACUGGCGCACAUUGGUUUUCCGAUUGGCCAGCCGAAUUGUUGCGUUACCAAUAUCGUCGACCGAAACCGAUUGAGGCAGAUGUGUUGAAUAGUAUGAAAAUGCAAGGUCCCAUCGGCUAUUCACCAAAUCCACGUACCGUACGUCGCAAUCAAACACCAUACACAUUGGACACACCAAAUAGUUUGGCUACAAAUAGUAAUGGCAUGAACAGUUCGGCAAAAACGACGGAUAGUGGUGUUAAAAUCAUACCGCGCCGUUAUCGCAAAGUGGAAUUGAAAUAUUCCAAGUUGGGUACGCAAGAUUUUGAUUUCGAACAGCACAAUCAGACAUGCUUCGCUGGUCUGGAGGCUACAUUACCAAAUUCCUAUUGUAAUUCCAUGCUACAGAUUUUAUAUUUUAUUGAACCACUACGUCAAAAGUUAAUUGAACAUUCUUGCAAAAAGGAGUUUUGUUUGUCCUGUGAACUCGGUUUUCUCUUCAAUAUGUUGGAUAAAAGCUCGGCUGGCUCUCCUUGUCAAGCCAGCAAUUUUCUACGUUCAUUUCGCACAGUGCCUGAGGCGUCAGCACUGGGCCUUAUACUGUCCGAUCGUUCGUCCAAUGUUAAUUUAAUAAGUCUUAUACAGAAUUGGAACCGUUUUAUUUUACAUCAGAUGCAUUAUGAAAUGGUGGACUCGGAGAAGAAAAGCCGCUUGAAUAGCGGUACAAGCACAAGUAGUUCGGAUGAAAAUUCGGCUGGCAAUGACAAACCUGCCAUGGACAUCAACAACAAAGCAGGCGAAAUAUUUCAAACAAUUGAUAUGAAAGAAAACGAUGAUCGCGAACGAAGUAAAACCAACGAAGAAACGGAAGUUAGUCGACUGUUUGGCACUAGACAAGAUUGCAUUAAUCGAUGUCUGAAAUGUAAUGAUGAGAAAACCAAACAGAACAUAUUAUUGGCGUGUAAUCUCGCUUAUCCGCUGCAAGUAAAAGAAGGAGAGCAAUUUCAUUUUGGUUCCAUUUUGAAAGCCUCACUUAGUACGGAAAAGCAUAUACAAGCAUUUUGUGAAAGUUGCAAAAAAUUCUCACCCACGAAGCAAAGUGUUAAGGUUACUUGUCUUCCACAAAUAUUGGCAAUCAAUUGUGGUUUAAGCAAUGAAAAAGAUUUGGGAUUCCUGCGAAGACAAUUGAAUCGUAAUUUACACACACCAUCCGAAAGUCCAGCAAUAUUGAAUACAAGUAAGCCCUGUCGUUAUGGCCUCAACUGCUCGCGCAGCGACUGUCAUUUUGUGCAUCCCGAUAGGAAAUCACCCGCUUCCAACAACGCAUCCUUCCAACCCAACACAUCGCCGAAUGGUCGUCAGAAUUCAUGGUUUCCCUUGAGCUUUUCAAUGUCGAUCAGCGAACAGGGUGAACUUAGUGUGCAAACCGAACACAGUAAUACGAAAACAGAAGAGCACAAUUACGCGGAAAAUAAGGAGAAUCGAAGAUGCAUUCAUGAAACGAGUACAGAAAGUGCAAGGAAACGAUUUGCGAAUCCGUCUACCAGCGAAUCGUAUCGCGAAUAUGCGCUGCAUGCUGUGGUCUGUCAAAUCGACGAUGGCACCCAAAAGAACCUGGUCUCGCUGAUUAAUGUAAGUAAAAAAUAUCAUAUACAAAAAAUGGCGUCUAGCGGCAGCAGUGGUGAAGAGCAACAACAGUGGUACAUUUUUAAUGAUUUCAGCAUUUCACCAGUUUCGAUACAGGAGUCUGUCUGGUUCACACUGGACUGGAAAGUGCCGUGCGUACUCUUUUACAGCAGCAUAAAUAUGGAUACGUUAACGACAUCGGCUGCUGCAGCUGCAGCCGCCAAAGGUGAUAUGCCAACAAACAGCACGGAAGCGGAAUUACCCCAACAUAACCCAUUCAUACAAGAUAUAACAAAUCCUGUACAGCUAGCGCCAGCGUCAGCGCCAAGCAGCAUGGGCGAUGUUAUAUUUAAGCCAUUGCAAGCGAAUGAAAUGCCACAGGCAGGUGAUUUGGUCGCUAUGGAUGCUGAAUUUGUCACAUUGAAUCCCGAAGAGAACGAAAUACGUCCGGAUGGCAAAACAGCAACCAUAAAACCAUGUCACAUGAGUGUGGCGCGUAUUUCAUGCAUACGCGGUCAAGGUCUCGAUGAGGGUGUACCCUUCAUGGACGAUUACAUAUCAACGCAGGAGAAGGUUGUCGAUUAUCUGACGCAAUUUUCGGGCAUAAAACCGGGCGAUUUGGAUGCGAACUUCAGCAGCAAACGACUGACGGCGCUCAAAAACUCAUAUCAAAAAUUGAAAUAUUUAGUGGAUAUUGGUGUUAUAUUUGUGGGACAUGGAUUGAAGAAUGACUUCAGAGUUAUAAAUAUUUAUGUGCCGUCAGAGCAAAUUAUCGACACUGUGCAUCUUUUCCAUCUCCCACAUCAUCGCAUGGUAUCGCUGAGAUUUCUCGCCUGGCACUUUUUGGGUACCAAAAUCCAAUCAGAAACACACGACUCCGUCGAGGAUGCGCGCACCACAUUGCAACUGUACAAACAUUACCUGAAAUUGAUGACGGAGCAGAAGUUUACCAGCGCACUGAAAAACCUCUACGAUCGUGGCAAGCAGUUGCAAUGGCGAGUGCCUGAAAACGAAUGAAUAUUGGCGCGUUUCAGCGCGUGCGCGACAGACGACUGACGACCGAUUGUAUGGAUGUGUGGAUGGGCUGUUUUAAAUGAUAAGAAUUUAUAGAAAUUUCAUGAGUUGGUGUGUGACUGGACGUUUGUCUGAUGAAGCGGCAAUGUGCAGCAACUUGAUUUCAUGCUCAUAACUGUAAAUGAAAUGCACAAAAACAUUACUUGCACACACAUACACACACACACACCGCAAUUUAUGUAUGCGUACAAACAUGAAAAAUGAAAAAAAAACUCAUACUCAUUAAGAAUACUGCGGCAAAAAGUACAAAAACGACACCGAACCGUGAGAAACAACAAAAAAGCAAAAAAGGAGAUAUCUUCAAAAAAAAAAACAAAAACAAAAAAAACACUACUUUGUUAUUCCAUUUUUUAAACUAAAAAAAGAGAUGAUCUUAAGAAAUUAAAACAAAAACGAGAUAAUAAUACGAACGCGAACAAGUGUAACGUGUAGUAAAGAAGAUUUUUAAUGAAUGUACACUAUUUUGUCAUACAUACAUACUUACAUAUGUUUGUUUUUAAACAAUAAUAUAUACACUAUCAUGAAACACUGUGAAAGAAAUUGUUAAAUAUUACAAAAAAAACAAAAAACAAAAGAAAAAAUAACAUUAUUAUUUACUACCCUGCAAUUCGAUGCCAUUCGAGUACAGUCCAAACAUUUGGUGUAGUCCAUAAAAGCAUAACAAUCACACGCUCUUGUUGUCCAUUUUGUAAACUCAACUACUAUGUCUUCAAUAAUAAACUACACUCAAUACAAUCACAUUAUAUUGAUAUCGACCACAUUAGCAGACACAUUUAUUUUUUGAAAUUUGCAACAAUAUUUAUUUUUUGUUUAGUAUAAAAGAGCGAAAAACCACAAGAUAACGAAAGGAAAAAAAAA